AUGAAGCUGCAGGUGAAGCCGCUGCUCACCUGCUGCACUUUGAAGGGCGAAGCCUUUGACCUGGAGGUGGAUCCCAGCAUCACUGCUGAGGUGCUCAAGGCCAUGAUCUUCGAGCGGAAGCCGGACAUGCCGGCCGAGCUCCAGAAGGUUCUGCACAAGGGCAAGGUCUUGCAGGAUGAGCAGACCCUGGAGGACCGCGGGGUUGUCGAUGGCGAUUUCGUGGUUAUCAUGAUGACGAAGCCGAAGGACCCGGCUCCACCGCCCGCCCCUCCGGCCGCCGAGCCCGAGAGUGCCGCGGCCUCUGCGGCCUCCGCGGAUCCGGCCGCGCCGCCGGCGCCGGCGCUACCCGCUCCGGCCGCGCCGGCUGCGGCGGGGCCCGGUGCAGGGGCCGUCGAUGAGUCGCAGGUGCAGAUUCUGACGGAGAUGGGCUUUCCGGCGGAUUUGGUGCGGCAGUGCUUGCGAGCUGCUUUCGGCCAUCCGGACCGGGCUGUGGAAUACCUGACCAGUGGCAUUCCGACGCAUCUGCAGCACCUGGCAUCAGGGAGGCCGCCGCCACCGAAGGCGCCCCCAGCGCCGCCGAGCCAGCCCGGCUUCGGCGGCGCGAUGCCGCAGAUGUCCAGGCCGAUGCCAGCGCAGCCAGCCGAUACAGGGCCGCUGGCAGCGCUGGCGAACAACCCGCGCUUCAACGCGCUCAGGCAGGCGGUGCAGCAACAUCCGAGCACCUUGAACCAGGUGCUGACCCUCAUCCACAAGGGCGAUCCCAACAUGAUCAACCUGAUUGCCGAGAACCAGGAGGAGUUUGUCCGCUUGCUGGCGCAGCCCCUAUCGGCCACGGACCCCAUUUCGUGGCGUGCCUUGAUCCUCGCUGUGCUUGCGGCCGCUCUGGCCGGCCAUCUCCAGGGAUGCGCCGAGGAGACAACACCGGACGAGACCGACCCCCAUGACGGCCAUGACCAUGACGGCCCGUGCCCGCAUGGUGACUGCGACGAUGACCACGACAAUCACACGGAUGAUGAUCAUGACAACCACACCGACGAUCAUGAUCAUGACAACCACACCGAUGAUGAUAACCACACGGACAACCACACGGACUGA
Symbiodinium natans is the source of this 1095-nucleotide messenger RNA. NCBI's taxonomy places the organism in Eukaryota, Dinophyceae, Suessiales, Symbiodiniaceae. The record is from the annotation of a GenBank genome assembly.